AUGGGUCAGGGCUGCCUGUCCUCUGUGCAGCAGCGCAGUUCCUCCCUGUGCUUGCAGAUGCUGCAGGACUGCCCCAAGGCCCGCAGGGAGGUGGAGCUGCACUGGCGGGCCUCCCAGUGCCCGCACAUCGUGCGCAUCGUGGAUGUCUAUGAGAACCUGUACGCGGGGAGGAAGUGCCUGCUGAUCGUCAUGGAGUGUUUGGAUGGUGGCGAACUCUUUAGUCGAAUCCAGGACCGAGGAGACCAAGCGUUCACAGAAAGAGAAGCAUCAGAAAUCAUGAAGAGCAUCGGCGAGGCCAUCCAGUAUUUGCACUCGAUCAACAUUGCUCAUCGGGAUGUCAAGCCUGAGAAUCUCUUAUACACCUCUAAAAGGCCCAAUGCCAUUCUGAAACUCACUGAUUUUGGCUUUGCCAAGGAAACUACCAGCCACAACUCCUUGACCACUCCUUGCUACACACCAUACUACGUGGCUCCAGAAGUGUUGGGACCAGAGAAGUAUGACAAGUCCUGUGACAUGUGGUCCUUGGGUGUCAUCAUGUAUAUCCUGCUGUGUGGGUAUCCCCCCUUCUAUUCCAAUCACGGCCUUGCCAUCUCUCCGGGCAUGAAGACUCGUAUCCGAAUGGGCCAGUAUGAAUUUCCCAACCCAGAAUGGUCAGAAGUAUCAGAGGAAGUGAAGAUGCUCAUCCGGAACCUGCUGAAAACAGAGCCCACUCAGAGAAUGACCAUCACGGAGUUUAUGAACCACCCUUGGAUCAUGCAAUCAACAAAGGUCCCUCAGACCCCACUGCACACCAGCCGGGUCCUGAAGGAGGACAAGGAACGGUGGGAGGAUGUCAAGGAGGAGAUGACCAGUGCCUUGGCCACAAUGCGUGUUGACUACGAGCAGAUCAAGAUAAAAAAGAUUGAGGACGCGUCCAACCCUCUGCUCCUGAAGAGGCGGAAGAAAGCUCGGGCCCUGGAGGCUGCGGCCCUUGCCCACUGAGCCGCGGGUGCCUCCUACCCCUCUGGAGGACAAGCAGUAACUCUCUACGUGGAUAUAGUUUUAAAUGGAGAGACACGGAACUGUCCACUUCCACCUCCUCUCCUCCUCAGCUGCAUGGAGCCCAGCACCGCAGCAGGGGCUGAUGAAUCCUGCCUUUGGUUCUGGCCGCCCCAGAGAGGGCGAGGCUGGGAGAGAAGGGAGCAGGGUGCUCUUGAACCUGUGCUCGUUUUGCAAUUUUAUCAGUAAUUCGACUUAGAAUUUUUAUGGAAUCUCUUUUAUUGUCCUUUCCCCUACCCCUCCUCCCUUCCACCCAGCCCCUUUCUCUCUGCAAAGGAUACUGCAAAGGUUUGGGGCUUGUUAAAGGGUAUUUGUGGAAACUGUUAUAGGGAGCAUCCCUGUGUUGUCCCAUCUGCCCUCGGUAUUUCCCUACCACAGCCUGCGGUCCCCAUUGGCUCAGGCAUUCUGGGAGAUCCAGGCUACCCUUGGGGGGGGGUGCCACCCACCUCCUCCCCUGGAGCCCUCAGGCAUUACCAGCGUGCCAGACAGACAGGAGUGAGUGAGUGUGUGUGUGUGUGUGCGUGUGCGUGUGUGCCCAGAUCUGUGCCUGGGACUGUGCAUUUGAGGGGCCAGGGGCAGGCAGGGCUGCAGAGGGAGGCCCUGCUGUGGCUCAAGAACUUUCUCCCUCUUUGGGCCUGCCUUGCCCGUACUGAGCCUGCCAAAGUGCCUGGGAAGCCUAUCCAGACUCUCACCAGGCCCUCUGUGGCCUGUCUCUUAGCUGGGUUCUGGGAGACAGAGAGGAGUGACUUGGGCCCUGGCACAGCAAUCAGGAAGACUGGACCCCGACCCCCAGGACCCCUUCUCCCCAUUUAGUGCUGGUCCUAGGUCCUCUGAGGCGCUGGUCUCUCUACUUCCCUGUGUUGCCGUUAUUAACCUAUUGUUUGUUUUUCUUGAAUUUUUGGCCAUUUCUCAGUGGGCCACCUCUCAACUCAUGUGGAUGAGCCUGGGCCGUUUAUAUUGACAAAGCUUUUGGAUUUCGUGUGUCUCUCUUAGGCUCUGGGGACAGCUAACUAUUACUUAUGGGAAAAGGCAGGACCACUUCUGUGGUCCUCCCUUAAAGUCCCAUUUUGUGGCCUAGUGGGUAGGGGCAGUCUUCGCACCAAAGAUGUCCCGACUCUGCCCCCUUGCCCGUCAGCCACUUUACCAUCACCCCAAACAACUCAGCUUCAUGCGUCCAGGCCAGUGAGGGGAGGGGCCCUCCCCCAGUAUUCAUGAGGGGCAGCCUGGGGAGAGGUUCUCUGGACACGGUCCCAUAUUCCCCCUUCCUGUUGGGGGAGGGGGCAGCAGUGACACUUCAGCUUUCAUCUCUCUCUCGGGGCAGGUGGGGAGGGGCACCCAGCCUUCUCUGGGUGUGGGGGAGGGCGCAGGUGCCUGCAGCACCUCCCUCCUCUGUGAUGGCAUGUCCAGCACUCAGAUUGUUGUAAACUGUUGUUUUGUAUGAGCGAAAUUGUCUUUACUAAACAGAUUUAAUAGUUGAA
Messenger RNA from Galeopterus variegatus (Sunda flying lemur), 2516 nucleotides. RefSeq names its product mitogen-activated protein kinase-activated protein kinase 2 (gene MAPKAPK2). Gene Ontology annotation, molecular function: calcium/calmodulin-dependent protein kinase activity; calmodulin binding; calcium-dependent protein serine/threonine kinase activity. Gene Ontology annotation, cellular component: cytoplasm; nucleus. The record is from RefSeq and is a predicted model, not a curated record. The transcript has 9 exons. NCBI's taxonomy places the organism in Eukaryota, Metazoa, Chordata, Mammalia, Dermoptera, Cynocephalidae. Gene Ontology annotation, biological process: toll-like receptor signaling pathway; inflammatory response; peptidyl-serine phosphorylation. Bases 1 to 981 code for a protein of 326 amino acids.